AUGGAAAGAGAAAGCACCGUGGAGAAAGUCAAGGAAAUGCUCCAAAGAUAUUCUUCGAGGGGAGGCACAUUUUCUGAGGGAAGCUUCCUGUCUGAUAUAGACAUGCCGUCGGAUGCGUCCUUCACGUCUUUGGAGGAGGAGCUUGCUGGAAGAAUCAUAAAGUCGCUGAGAUAUUGCAAGGAAGUGUCAGAAAUGAUUAGAAGAAGGAGAGGGUGCAUUUCAAGGAAGGAGAUUGUGGAGUGCAUGCUGAUCCUUGAUAAAAUCAAAAGGAAUAUUGAAGGGCCAAGGAGACUAAGGAGGACAUGGGUAAUCCUAGUAGUAUCUAUAGGAGUGGGAUUGGUCGGAAUGGCGUGCAUUUCUGCUAAAUGCUAUUUCUAG
Molecule: messenger RNA, 378 nt
Organism: Encephalitozoon hellem ATCC 50504
Lineage: Eukaryota; Fungi; Microsporidia; Unikaryonidae
Exons: 1
Coding region: 1-378 (125 amino acids)
Source: RefSeq, a predicted model, not a curated record